GGAGGGAGAGAAAUGGCAGCAGGGAGCAGGAAAUCGCUGCCUGGAGGAAGGGGCUGCAGGGAGGAGGGGAUCGGGGCUCCCCGAACUGCAGCUGGGACCAGCAGAGUCCCCCCCAACGCAGCCAGCACCUGGGGAAGUUUUGAAGGGUUUAAUGUAGGUGCUGGGAUGGAGGAGGAUAAUCCUGAUCAGGAAGGGCCUGCAGGAAGGGAGCCUUGUGGGAUGUCCCGGAGCGCUGAGCAGGGAGAGGCCAGCGGGGUUGGACGGCAGCAGGAGACGGAGGCGAUAUCUCUGGAUGAGAUGGACGUCAGGGUGGUGACAGAGCACAACCAUGCCCACGCUGAGGUACGUCCCUACAGCUGCUCGGACUGCGGGAAGAGCUUCAGCCAGAGUUCCCACCUGGUCCAGCACCAGCGCAUCCAUACAGGCCAGAAGCCCUACAAGUGCACUGAGUGCGGGAAGUGCUUUGUCCUCAGCUACAACCUCAUCGAUCACCAGCGCAUCCACACCGGGGAGCGCCCCUACAAGUGCAACCAGUGUGGGAAGAGCUUCAUCCGGAGUUCCCACCUCUUCCAGCACCAGCGCAUCCACACGGGCGAGCGGCCCUACCAGUGCACCAAGUGCGGGAAGAGCUUCAACCGCAACUACACCCUGGUGAAGCAUUACCACACCCAUGUUGGGGAGCAGCCCUUCAUCUGCAGCGAGUGCGGGAAGAGCUUCAGCUUGGGAUCCUUCGCCCAGCAUGUCCGCACACACACGGGCGAAAAGCCCUACAGCUGUGCCGAGUGCGGCGAGAGUUUCAGCAGCAGUUCUAACUUGAGCCAGCACCGGCGCAUCCACACGGGAGAGAAACCCUACAGCUGUGGCCACUGCGGGAAAAGCUUCAGCCAGAGCUCCAACCUCAUCAAGCACCGGCGCAUCCACACCGGAGAGAGACCCUACAGCUGCCCCGAGUGUGGCAAGACCUUCAACCAGAGCUCAUCACUCAUGCAGCACCGGCGGAUCCACCGGGGCGAGCGGCCCUAUGAGUGCACCGAAUGUGGGAAGCGCUUCAUCAACAGCUCCAAGCUCAACAAGCACCGGCGCACCCACACAGGUGAGCGGCCCUACAAAUGCACUGACUGUGGGAAGGGCUUCAGAGACAGCUCCGCCCUCAUGAAGCACCAGUGGACCCACAUCAAGCAGACGCAUCCCAGCUGUGGGGGGGGAAGCGGAGCCAGGAGGAGCGGGGCUGAGAUCGCGCAGGGACCUUCCUGUCCCGGCCCCGGACGCCUGGGUCCCGAGCCCCGCUCCCGGUCCCGGACACCUGGGUCCCGAGGCCCCGGCUGCAGCCUCGCGGGGGGGGGGGGCUCGCCCCGGCCGGGCGCAGCGUUCCCCGUCCCGGCCGCGAUCCCCCGCAUGGAGCCAGGGGAAGAGCCGAGGGUCCCGGAUCUCCAGGGCUCCCAGCAACGGGAGACCCCCAGAGGCGCCCCCACAGCAGCUGCCAAGACACACAAGGACAACCCCAAGCAGGAAGGCCUGGUGGGAGCAAAGCUGCAUGGGAUGUCCCACUGUUUCAAGCAGGGAGAUGAUGCCUGUGGGGCAGGACAACAGCAGGGAGCCCCCCUGGGGCAGAAACCUAAUGAUCUCGCCCCGCUGGCCUCCAUCCCAGCAAAGAAACCCUACAAAUGCCAAGAAUGCAACAAGAGCUACAGCCUGAGCUCGAACCUGAGCCGCCAUCGCAGGAUCCACACGGGGGAGAGAGCCCACAAAUGUGCCCAGUGUGGGAAGAGCUUCUACUUCAGCUCCCAGCUUGUCCAGCACCAGAUUAGCCACACUGGGGAGCGACCCUACAAAUGCCCCGACUGCGGGAAGAGCUUUGGUGUGAGCUCCAACCUUCUCCAGCACCAGCGCAUCCAUUGGGUGGAGCGACCCUACAGCUGUGCCAACUGCGGGAAGAGCUUUGGCCACAGCUCCCACCUGGCCCGGCACCAGCGCAUCCACAUGGACGAGAGACCCUACAAGUGUGGGGAGUGUGGGAAGGCUUUUGGGGUGAGCUCGGCCCUGAUCCGGCACCAGCGGAUCCACACAGGUGAGAGGCCUUACAAGUGUCUGGUUUGCGGGAAGAGCUUCAACCUUAGCUCCAACCUCUUCACCCAUCGCAGGAUCCACUGGGACGAGAAACCUUUUAAAUGCCCUGAAUGUGGGAGGAGCUUCAGCCAGAGCUCAAGCCUCAGCCGCCACCAGAUCAGCCAUACGGGGGAACGACCAUACAAAUGCCCUGAGUGUGGAAAGUGCUUCAACCAGAGCUCCCUCCUGAUCCGGCACCAGCGGAUCCACACGGGGGAGCGACCCUACAGAUGCUCCCAGUGCUGGAAGAGCUUCCUACGGAGCUCCCAGCUGAAGAGACACCAGAGAGUCCACACCAGCGCAGGGACCUUCCUGUCCCAGCAUCCCGGGCUCCCCAGCCCGUGUGUGCGCAGGGGCCAGUCCCCGGCUGCCGCCCCACACCGCCCAGGCGAGACUCGCCCUGGCCGGGCGGAUUCCCCGGCCCGCAUGGAGCCAGGGGAAGAGCCGAGGGUCCCGGAUCUCCAGGGCUCCCAGGAAAGGGAGAUCCCCAGAGGCGCCCCCACAGCAGGUGCCAGGACAGCAGGUGAGGAGAAUCCCUGGCAGGAACGGCCUGUGGAAGCAGAGCCUCACUGGACAUCCCUGAGUGCCAAGUUGGGAAAUGCCAGUAGGGCAGGGUGGCAGCAGGGAGAUCUCCAGGAGGGAAGAGGCUUGUGGGCACUCGGGGUCCCAGUGGGGAUGCAGCGGGGGGAGCAAGCCUACCACUGCCCCAACUGCGGAAAGGGAUUCAGCCAGAGCACAAACCUCUUAACCCACCGGCGAGCACACAUGGGGGAGAGACCCUACGAAUGCCCUGAUUGCGGGAAGGCCUUCAGCUGGCGCUCCCAUCUGCUGGAGCACCAACGCAUCCACACCGGGGAGCGCCCCUACCGGUGCGGGGAGUGCGGCAAGAGCUUCAGCUGGAGUUCGGCCCUGAUCCAGCACCAGAGCACUCACACAGGUGAGCGGCCCUACCGCUGCCCCAACUGUGGGAAGAGCUUCAGCCGUUGCUCCAACCUGCUGCAGCACAAGCGGAUCCACACAGGUGAGAGACCCUACCAAUGCCCCGAGUGCGGGGAGAGCUUUGGCCACAGCUCACACCUGGUGCGGCACCAGCGCAUCCACACGGGCCAGAAGCCCUACAAGUGCGUUGAGUGCGGGAAGAGCUUCAUCUCCAGCACCUGUCUCCUGCGGCACCGGCGCAUCCACACGGGAGAGAAACCCUUCACCUGCUUGCAGUGUGGGAAGAGUUUCAGCCACAGCUCCUCGCUGCUGCGCCACCAGCGGACCCAUAAGGGUGAGCGCCCCUUCCUGUGCAGCCAGUGUGGGAAGGGCUUCAGCCAGAGCUCCUACCUCUCUAAACACUUGCGCACCCACACUGGCGAGCGCCCCUACAAGUGCCUCAACUGUGGGAAGGCCUUUGCCCAGAGCUCCACAUUGGCCCGGCACCAGGGGGCCCACACCAGCGAGCACUGCUUCCCCUUCAUUGGCUGCAGGAGGAGUUGAUGCAGGGCAGGGAGGCUGCUGCAAACACUCCCGCUCCUUCGGAUAGGGAGAACCUGCUGCUGUCUCCAGCUGGGGUCCUGUCCUGGGAGCCUCAGCUAUUGCAUCAAGUCGAGAGUCUGCAAAGGUGGCUUAUGGAGACACAUCUCCUUGGGGUCCUGCCCCAUUAACCCAUGGGGGGACAUACCACUGCAUCAGGCUGAGGGUUUCCAGUGGUGGAGCAUGCAGCCACAUCCCACUGCAUUCAGCUGAGGUCCUGGCCUGGAGAACCCAGGGGAUACAUGUCUCUGAUCUGGCUGGGGUCCUGUGCCAGUGGAAUGCAGAGGGGACAUGCCACUGCCUCAGAAUAAAGGUCUGCCAUCUCCCCGUGGCCCUGGCUGAGUGGCCCUAUAGCAGUGGUUUUCAAACUGCAGGUCGCGACCCACUACUGGGUCAUGGAAUGUAAGGCACUGGGUCUCGGCGGCUCUGGUCAGCACCGCUGCCCAGGCCGUUAAAAGUCCCUUUGGCGGUGCUGCCUGGCUAAGGCAGGCUAGUCCCUGUCUGUUCUCACACCACGCUGCGCCCCGGAAGCGGCCAGCAGUAGGUCCAGCUCCUAGGUGGAGGGACCAUGGGUCUGUACUCACUGCUCCCACCCCGAUCACCAGCUCCGCACUCCUGUCAGCUGGGAGCCAGCUAAUGGGAGCUGGGGGGGCGGGGUGCCUGUGCACGAAAGACAUGUGGAGCCACUUGCGUGCCUCUACCUGGGAGCUGGAUCUGCUGCUGGCUGCUUCUGGGGCGCAGCGCGGUCUGCGGUGCCAGGACAGGCAGGAAGCCUGCCUUAGCACUCCUGCUGCACCACUGCCCGGGAGUUGCCCGAGGUAAGCCUGCACCCCAAUCCCCUGCCCCA
This is a messenger RNA of Dermochelys coriacea (leatherback sea turtle), 4471 nucleotides long. RefSeq names its product zinc finger protein 850-like. Gene Ontology annotation, biological process: negative regulation of transcription by RNA polymerase II; regulation of cytokine production; regulation of immune system process. The transcript is spliced from 9 exons. The record is from RefSeq and is a predicted model, not a curated record. Bases 13 to 3588 code for a protein of 1191 amino acids. NCBI's taxonomy places the organism in Eukaryota, Metazoa, Chordata, Testudines, Dermochelyidae.